AUGUCUGGUGUGAGUUUGCUAAGAAAACAAAAACAGAGGAGGAGAGCGGCAGGAGGAGCAGAGCCCACAGUCUACCCGAGUGCUUCUGCGCUGCGCUCUUGGAGAAAUGCGCUUUGGAUAAAGGGUAGCGCGCGCGCACCACCUGCGCGUACUGUAUUUCUCCGGGUACAGUAUCUCAGAGCUGCCUCAGUUCCCAUACCUCUGGCUGUUAGAUGUCCCUUUAGCUCAAUUCUUUCAUCUAUGAAUUUGUCAACUAACCAAAGCGACCUAUUUGGUCGCAACGAGGAGGUGGCCAAGCUGGAGAUCACGGCCCUGAGCGUGAUCUUCGUCGUGGCCGUCGCGGGCAACCUCAGCGUCCUGGCAGCGAUGUGCAAGUCGAAGAAGAAGCCGUCACGGGUGCACCUUUUUAUCAAGCACCUGAGCCUGGCGGACCUGGUGGUAGCCUUUUUCCAAGUGUUGCCCCAGCUCUGCUGGGAGAUCACGUUCCGAUUUUACGGUCCAGACUUCCUGUGUCGCAUCGUGAAGCACCUCCAGGUGCUGGGCAUGUUUGCGUCCACGUACAUGAUGGUGAUGAUGACGGUGGACCGCUAUAUGGCCAUAUGCCACCCACUGAAGACCCUGCAGCAGCCCACGCGCCGCUCCUACGCCAUGAUCUGCAGCACGUGGCUGGGCAGCCUUGCACUCAGCAGCCCGCAGUACUUUAUCUUCUCGCUCAGUGAGAUCCGCAACGGUUCUCAAGUCUACGAUUGCUGGGCCCACUUCAUCGAGCCGUGGGGCACGCGCGCCUACAUCACCUGGAUUACAGUGGGCAUCUUCCUUGUACCUGUAGUCGUACUGAUCAUAUGUUACAGCUUCAUCUGCCGCAGCAUCUGGAGGAACAUCAGGUGCAAGACAAGAAACAGGGCGUGCAAAAACGGGCUGAUAGGGAGCCGCUCGGUGAGCAGUGUGACCACUAUAUCUAGAGCCAAACUCAGGACAGUCAAAAUGACAUUUGUCAUCGUGUUGGCUUACACAGUGUGCUGGGCGCCGUUUUUCAUCGUGCAGAUGUGGUCGGUUUGGGAUAAGAACUUCCUUUGGGCCGAUUCCGAGAACACAGCAGUGACUCUGUCAGCCUUGCUGGCGAGCUUGAAUAGCUGCUGUAACCCUUGGAUCUAUAUGAUCUUCAGUGGUCACCUCAUUCAAGAAUUCACACCGUGCUUCCCCUGCUGUCAGAAAAUACCCCGCAGUGACAAGAAGGAGGAUUCAGACAGCAGCUUACGGAAGCAGACUGAACUCAGCAAGAUCCCCAAUCGAGGCUCCUUAUGUGGUUCAAAAGAGCUUGUGCAUUCGUCUAAAUCUACUCGGCGUGGAACGUGAUGCUUUAAAAAGUCACAUGUUCACAAAAAAUGCUGCUGGGAACUGGAUUGUUUUUGUGUAGACUACUCCUGUUUUCAAGCAUAGAGAAUGCAAAAUAGUCAUAAUUAACCAAUCACAAAAGCUCUAAUGAGUCUAUACAGCCAGUUUCAUGCCAUGGACAAGCUAUACACCUGAAACACAUUCAAUAAAUGCACAGUUGGAAUACAUGUUUCUUGCUUUUAGAUAAUUGUAAAAUUAUGCAGCAGUGGAAAACAAUAGUGUUAGUUAACAUUACUCUGUAAACCUGGUCUUUUUUUUUUAUUACACAGUUAAACACAUCACUUCUUGAGCCUUUUGUGUCACUAAUGAUUGUGUUUCAGUUGCUUAUACAGAAAACAUGGUGUUAAUUGUUAUAUUUGCCCUCUGCUGCCAUAAAUGUGGAUACCAAAUGGACAAAAGUUUAUCCAUAUAGUGUUCAUUGAAGAUUUGUGGGUUUUUUUAGUCCUUAUUCACUGUUAUAAUAACCUCUUCUUGGAAGAUGUUUCACUAGAUUUUUGAGUGUGUUUGAGGAGAUUUGUGCUCAUACAACCACAAGGCUUAAUUCAGGUAUUUCACCCAUUUUUGAAAGUCAGAUCCUAGGGUGAGGAGGCAUGAGGUGCGGUCAGAAUUCCAAUUCACCCCAAAGGUGUUUAGUGCGAUUGAGGUCAAAACUCUACAGUAGGCUCCUCAAGAACUUCCUCUCCAACUAUCCAAACAAUAUCUUCAUUAAGCUCACUGUAAGAUUUGAGUCUCCCAGUACAAGUAAAGGAAAAAAUUAAUGCUACUGCAUCCAAGGACAUCCUGUUUGUUCCUUGCAGGAAAAAAAUCACCACAUUUCUGUCUGUUUCACUUUUGCUCCAAUCCUCAUUUCCUAAUUAAUGCAUGAUUAUUUUUGAACUGCACAACUAAUUGUCCUAGCAAACUUUUAUUACCAAGUAUCACAUAUAUCCAAUUUUCAACUUUCUGGUCAUCUUACAUAAAAAAUAAGAUUGUGUUUGUGUUAGCAAGCUCUUCAUAUAUCAUCCUACAUUUGAGGUUAGAGCUUUAUUGUGUUGUUAAAGCCGUUGUUGCUGUACAGUCCGAAUUCAAAUAAAAAAUGGAAUGUUAUUUUUCGUCGACGUUUGUAUAAAAGGCGUUAUUAAAAGUGUAAUAUUUCUCACAUCAAGUAGAACAAUUUAAAAUAAAUAACGCUAGACGAAGUGAUGUUUAUACAAUGUCUGUUGCCUAAGCAUUAUCUGUUGCACCACUCCCCAUGCUUAUUCAUGUUUCUAUUUGCA
Molecule: messenger RNA, 2651 nt
Organism: Silurus meridionalis
Lineage: Eukaryota; Metazoa; Chordata; Actinopteri; Siluriformes; Siluridae
Gene: avpr1aa
Product: arginine vasopressin receptor 1Aa
Exons: 3
Coding region: 1-1356 (451 amino acids)
Biological process (GO): regulation of systemic arterial blood pressure by vasopressin; positive regulation of vasoconstriction; G protein-coupled receptor signaling pathway
Cellular component (GO): membrane
Molecular function (GO): vasopressin receptor activity; peptide binding
Source: RefSeq, a predicted model, not a curated record